Messenger RNA from Calypte anna (Anna's hummingbird), 1561 nucleotides. RefSeq names its product dynein axonemal light chain 4 (gene DNAL4). Gene Ontology annotation, molecular function: dynein intermediate chain binding; dynein light intermediate chain binding. Gene Ontology annotation, cellular component: dynein complex. NCBI's taxonomy places the organism in Eukaryota, Metazoa, Chordata, Aves, Apodiformes, Trochilidae. Gene Ontology annotation, biological process: microtubule-based process. Bases 227 to 547 code for a protein of 106 amino acids. The transcript is spliced from 4 exons. The record is from RefSeq and is a predicted model, not a curated record.
GCCCCCCGCUGUAGCCGACAAGGCGCGGCGCCAAUCAGACACGCCGGGUGGAGAGCUGGCAGCCAAUGGACGGUGAGUGUCCUCUGGGCUGAGAAGUCUCCCCUCCUGCUGAAGCUGCUCUGCCCGUGUUCACAGAGCUGUGUUCCCCUUGGCUGUCCAGGCUGCAGUGCCUUGCUGAGCUCCAGGCAGCCCCUCUGCCUCUUCCUGGGGUCACUGUGGAAGGACCAUGGCAGACACCGGGGAGGGGAAAAAGGAGGAGGCUGAUUAUAAAAGACUUCACAGCUUUCCACUUAUUAGGCACACAGACAUGCCAGAGGAGAUGCGUGUAGAGGCCAUGGAGCUGUGUGUCACAGCCUGUGAGAAAUAUGCCACCAACAACGAGAGUGCUGCCAAGAUGAUCAAAGAGAUGAUGGACAAGAAAUUUGGGUCCUCCUGGCAUGUGGUGAUUGGGGAAGGUUUUGGCUUCGAGAUCACUCAUGAGGUGAAGAAUCUGCUGUACAUGUUCUUUGGUGGCAGCUUGGCCGUGUGUGUCUGGAAGUGCUCCUGACAUCUGGCCAGGUCCCAGACUCCCUGCAAACAAGAGAUUUCUUCCUUCUUUUGACAAGUUUUGUACAAUCUGGAGGUGGGGCUUUAUUUUUAAUAGUUAAAUGUCAAGAUUUUCUUUUCAUACUGAUUUAAGAGUUCCAUAGGAUGCAUAUAUUUAGUGUGUGUGCGUGCGCAUAAACUUGCUAAGCUGUCCUGUCCUUGCUUGUGGGAUUUUUCAUCUGUCUGGCUCUUUCCUUGGUGUCUGAGCUGCAGCAGGACAGAAAUGGGGAACAGGUAAUCUCACAACAUGCUGCAGAGCUGUACAGCAGUGUGAGGAGGGGGAAGCAAAAAAGAAAGUGUCCCAUCUAGCCCUAUGGGGUUUUUUGCUCCUGAUUGUUCCACAUUGUGUUCCUUCUUCUCUGCCUUUCCCCUGCCCUGUGGUAUGUCUCUGACCAGUCCCUGUUGCUCCUUUCUCUGAAUGCUGAGAAUAGCUUCUCUUUCCCUACAAAGAUGUCCAUACAGAACUGGCAGUGCCAAGGGUCUCCCUUUGGGCUUCCCACCGAGGUGUUAGCCACAGGGAAGCAGCCUUGGAUUGCCCUUCCCCGCUUCUUUUGAGAUGGUGUAACAGCUGAGCUGCCUGGGUGUGUAGGAGGUUGCUAUGCAAACUGCCCCCUCCUUUUUCACCCACUGCACACUGAGACAGCAUGGAAACACGGGUGGCUGACGAUGCCUGGGGAGUGGGUGAGAGCUCUUCAUAAGGCUUGAAUGCCUCCCUGUCAGUUUUUGGGGGUGUUGCAAGUGCUGUGUACUUUCAGCAUCUUGUUUGGAGGCUGGUGGAGGCUCCAUGUGAGAUAGCACUUGGUCAUCAGAAACCUAAUGUCUUUUUGGACUUGCCUUCUUUUAGCCUGUUUAAUUUUCUUUUUUAAAAGCUGUCAGUGUUGGAGGACGGAAUGAACGUAAUUGUAUGUUACGUAUAUGGCUUAUUUAUAUAAAUCUGGGGAACUGUGUUUUUACAAUAAAGAUUUAGUAAAAUGUC